CCUGCUGAGGCGGCCCUGCCGCGCUCCCUUCCCGCCAAAGCCCCUCGGGCGCGCGCGCGCGGGGGGAGGGGCCGCGCUCUCCCUUUGCCCCGCCCCCUUCCGCAGGCCGCGGCCCCUCCAAGAUGGAGGAUUGGCGAGGAGCCUGGUAUGUGCCAUGUCUAGCUUCACUUGAGACCCUCCAAGAAUUAUGUAGGAAGGAAAAUCUCAGAUGUAAAUCCAUUGGAAUCACCAACAGGAGUCUAAAGAGUUAUGAGGUGGAAUAUUUGUGUGACUACAAGGUAGAAGAGGGCACAGAAUACUAUCUUGUGAAAUGGAAAGGAUGGCCAGAAUCUUCAAAUACUUGGGAACCUCAGAAAAAUCUGAAAUGCCCAUUGCUCCUUCAGAACUUUCUUAGUGACAAGAAUGAAUACUUGUCUCGGGUGAGAGAAGGCAAAGCAUUGAAAGUGAGAAACCAUGUUAAAGCUUUGAAACCUGCGGUUGCAGAUUACAUUGUAAAGAAGGCUAAGCAAAGAAUAGCUCUGCAGAGAUGGAAAGAAGAACUCAACAGGAAAAAGAAUCAUAAAGCAAUGAUUCUGGUAGAAAACACUGUGGAUCUUGAAGGCCCUCCUUUAGACUUCUACUACAUUAAUGAGUAUAAACCUGCUCCGGGAAUAAAUGUAAUAAAUGGAAUAACGACUGGCUGUGAAUGCACUGACUGCCCUGCUGAGAAGUGCUGUCCAAAGGAGGCUGGAUUUAUUUUGGCUUACAAUAAAAGAAAGAAGUUGAAAAUCCAGCCCGGUUUGCCCAUCUAUGAGUGCAAUUCGUUUUGUAGGUGUGGGCCUAACUGCCCUAAUAGGAUAGUACAGAAAGGUACACCGUAUUCUCUGUGCAUCUUCAGAACUAACAAUGGCCGUGGUUGGGGAGUAAAAACCCUCCAGGAGAUUAAAACCAACAGUUUUGUGAUGGAGUAUGUUGGAGAGGUGAUUACAAGUGAGGAGGCAGAGAGACGAGGCCAACUCUACGACAACCAGGGAAAUACAUACUUGUUUGAUUUGGACUAUGACUCAGAUGAAUUUACAGUAGAUGCAGCUCGAUAUGGAAAUGUGUCCCACUUUGUCAAUCACAGUUGUGAUCCAAAUCUUCAAGUCUUCAAUGUGUUUAUCGAUAACCUCGACUUGCGUCUUCCUCGUAUAGCGCUGUUUUCUACACGAACCAUCAAGGCUGGAGAAGAGCUAACCUUCGACUACCAGAUGAAAGGUUCAAUAGAUCUGACUUCAGACUCUGCUGAUAGUCUCAGCCCAUCCAAAAAGAGGAUCAGAACUGUCUGUAAAUGCGGAGCGGUGUGUUGCAGAGGUUAUCUCAACUGAGUGCGGGUAUCCAAAGUCACAAAUACUUUGUUCUCUUUUAAAUGUGUUUUAAGAAGACUCUUCUUACACACAGAUGUUCAAGUAUUCUUACAUCUAAUAAGUACACUGAAAAAAAGCAUUACAUUUGUAAUUGAAAUGACAUUGGCCAAAGAAAGAGAUGUCGUGUUUCAGGCAAAUACAAAACUGAAAAUGGGGAUUAAAAAUUGAUUUUUCUUGAACUGUUAUGUAGGAAGCAGCAAAAUGUGUGUUAAGAAAACUCUUUAAAAUGUAUUUUGAGUAUUUGAUUGUGAGCUUACAGCCGCUGGUUUCAGUGGGAUAAAAUAAUGUUACAUAUUUUCUGUACCUUGAAAAGUGUUGGAGACAUUUGAUUUGGAUCCUGAAUUAUAGCUGUUUUUUUGCCUUUUAUUUUUGGUGUAUAAAGAAAAGCUUCAAGACAUUAGCAAUAACAUUUAUGGCACUGGGGUGAAAAAUAAAGGACAGCCAUGGGACUGUCUAAAUGAAGGUUCACAGGAAUGCAAAUCGUAAAAUGUCCAUUGAACUCCAUGCAAGUAAAGCAAAUGGUUUUCACAGAUUCCAGAUACAAGGUUGAGGUCUCGAAUGUUUUUAGCGGAUGUUGUGUUAUUUACAAGUUUUAUGAUAUUUUUUUAAAUUGAUUUUUAGUUAGGAUGCUGUAGGAGGUCUGCAGUUCUACAGAGCGUUUGUAAAUAUGUAACAUACGUUGUUUGCUUUCAUUGCAGAAAUUCGGCAGUCAUUGCUGAAACAAAUCACUGGCUACAGUUUGGAUAUAGGUAACAAAAGAAUAGGGAGAGCAGCCCGUUGUCUAACAAAGCUGAUGCAUUGUGGAGAUAUGCUCAGUUAUCCGUUAGGUGCAAAAAUCCCCUUGGAGUUUAUUUGUAUUCACAAUAUUAAGUUUUUACAUACUGUGACUUUUUUUACCUAGUGACAGACUUUUCAGAUACUAGGCCUGUUUUUUCUUGUUGCAAAAAUGUUAACUUCAGUGAAGUUAGACUAGGAGGGAGUUUACCCAUUUGCUGUAGACCUUAAGAUGUUCUUGAAUGUAAAGCCUGAGAAAUGUACUGUUCUUCAGCUGCUUGAGUCGUCUUGAAUUUCUUUUUGUGAUACCCUAAAGUUGUCUCGAUCUGUAUGUGAAGUUUUGCUUGGCUCCAAAAAUGCCGAAGAGCAGUUGAGGCAGGUUAGGAGUGAAAUUACAGCCAAGGUCCAAGCUCCAGGGGUGACUAAAGUGCUUUAUUCUCAUGGAGUUAAAAGCUUGUAAAACUUGCAUAUCGCUUACAAAUCAUGUAAAUGUUGACAGGGUCGGGCAGAAGAAUGUUGCUCCAUGAAUGGAUGCUUCCUAAGUGGCUGCUAGCUAUGUAUCAUAGGUCAGCUCGUUACCUUUAUAAGGUGCACAGCUGUUGGCUCAGGUGAAUGAAGUCAAGUACCCAGCAUAUAAGCGUUUACCUAAUUUGUUAACAAAUGCCUUAAAUUCCAUCUUUACUAGCACUCCAAGAAGAGUGUUUCAAAGGAUAGUACAGGUUGUUUGUUUAUUAAGAAGCACAGUUGCAUUUGCACUUAAGAUCUGGCUCUUUGGCGGAAAGCGAAGUUUUAAGAUGCUACUGGCCAAAAUCGGCUUCAAGGUUGGGUUGAAGAAUGGGGGCCAUUGAAAGUGCUGUGUAAGUUUUGUAAUCUACGAAGUGUUGAAAUAGAUACUUUAUAUUGUUUAAUGUAGAAAGUUUGCUUAGAUUUUAAAGUGUUUGACAUUACCAGGCUCACCUACAUCCACACACUUGGAUAAAUGCUGAAUCUAGUCUAUUUUUAUCAUGCCAUAUCCCUAAUGAUUUCUUUUUUAUAUAUAUAUAUAAAGUCAAAGUGGAAUGUGGAGCUUUAAUAUUAGCAAACUCUAGAUGAUCGUACAUCAUUUGGAGUCAUUAGUGCUUUCUUUUGCAUGUGACCUGACUUGGCAACACGUUCCACAGGGGGGGAUCUGCAGUCUCCAGCUCCUUAAUCUGCUGCAGGUUCCCUGUGGCUACAGGAUGCUGAGAGUGUCUGUGGCAAGAAAUGGAUUCCUUACCAAAACAGUUUGUCUGGCCUCUCCUGUACGAGAUGGCACAGGGCUGGUUCGACACUCUUUUUGUCUGUGUCCAUGCCUGGUUUCAUUUUAAAUUGCAAGUAAAUGCAUUUUAAAAAAAUAAAAGUCUUACUAGUUGUACCUGAGUUCAGUAUAUCUGCCUCUUUCCCAAGGCAGCGUUGUUGCCACCAGCGCUGGAAUGACACUGCUGUUCUUUGAGGAGAUGCGUGUUACCUCUUGCACGAUACAUAAAGGACCGUUAAUUUCUGUUCUGGGAGGUAACAGCACUUGGUGUUUAUCUGAAGUAAACCCAUGUAUCCAGUUUCCAAUUUAGAGCCUUGAACAGUAUUUUCUAUUUACAUAUUCACAAUGCAUUUGGAUUGCAGUCAAUUAGCUUAAAGUGACACUGUGUCACUUUUAAAAACUCCUUUUGCAGUUUUUAUGAGUUUGGGGGAAAGUUGCCAAAUUAGAAAAGGAGAAAAAGCUAUUUGCAGUUUCUUAAGCAGCCUAAACCAGCCGUGCUUCUGCCUUUGGUUUUGUGGUCUGUUAGCACCAUCAUGGCCACCAGUUCAGUUGUGUUUAUGCACUUCUUAAGAGACUGGUAACCUGUGAUCUGUCCUUCAGCUGUUCUUUGUUUGGUGGGUUUUAAUCUUUUGUUUUGGUAGCAAAACUAAGUCUGCAAGAUCACCUGUAAGAAAAGCUAUUGUCUAUUUAUUUAAUCUCAAAGUUAAGUCGAUCUUUUGGUUAUUUCUAAUGUAUGUUUUAGGAUUGUGUACAGUAGAAUAUGCAGUUUAUAAGCUCAGGAACAUUUUCUUUUCAUAAUGUGUGAUCUCUAGUAUCGCUACCUUCCUAGAGUUUUUGAUAAAAUAAAUUAAAUUUAGUUUUU
Messenger RNA from Columba livia (rock pigeon), 4297 nucleotides. RefSeq names its product SUV39H2 histone lysine methyltransferase (gene SUV39H2). The record is from RefSeq and is a predicted model, not a curated record. The transcript is spliced from 6 exons. Gene Ontology annotation, cellular component: nucleus. The coding region runs from base 123 to 1346 and encodes 407 amino acids. Gene Ontology annotation, molecular function: zinc ion binding; histone H3K9 methyltransferase activity; protein binding. Lineage: Eukaryota; Metazoa; Chordata; Aves; Columbiformes; Columbidae.